UUUAUAUCACACCUCUUUUUCCCAUCUUUCACUUCAUGAAAAUUGAUAAAACCAGUUGAAAGUUAGCUGACAACUUCACCUACUUCAAUUCAUUUCUCAUUUGCUAUAUUACCCAAUUUUACUCUUUAUAUUGUUUGUUCAAAGAAUCAUCACUCUUCAGACUACCCUUGUGUUGGUUUCAGUUUCACUGCCUUAAAGGUUUAGAGUUGAGUAAUAAUCAAAGAUGGCAAACUCAGAUGAACCAGUUGUUAUUGGAGAAGUAGCAGGCAAUGUGAGAUUGAUUACUCUAAAUCGGCCUCGUCAUCUCAACGUGAUUUCGCCAGAAACGGUUUCUCUGUUAGCAGGAUAUUUGGAAAACUGGGAGAAGGAUGAGAAUGUUGAACUUAUAUUAAUCAAGGGAGCAGGCCGUGCAUUUUCAGCUGGAGGGGAUUUAAAGGUGUUCUAUGGGGGAAAGGAUACAAAGGACUCCUGCCUCGAAGUGGUUUAUAGGAUGUAUUGGCUUUGUCAUCACAUCCACACCUACAAGAAAACUCAGGUUGCUCUUGUUAAUGGUAUUGCCAUGGGUGGAGGUGCAUCAUUGAUGGUUCCGAUGAAAUUUUCCGUUGUUACAGAAAAAACGGUUUUUGCUACUCCUGAAGCUGCAAUUGGAUUACACACUGACUGUGGCUUCUCUUACAUACAUUCUCGUUUGCCUGGUCACUUGGGUGAGUUCUUAGCUUUAACUGGAACAAGAUUAAAUGGCAAGGAACUGGUUGCAGCUGGACUAGCUACUCAUUUUGUGCCUUCUGAGAAAUUACCUGAGCUAGAGAAACACUUGGUUAGCUUGAAUAAGGGUGACAAGGAUGCAGUGAAGUCAUUGAUUGAAGAGUUCUCUUCAGAAGUUCAGAUUGAUGCAAGCAGCAUUUUGAACAAGCAGUCGAUAAUUGACGAAUGCUUUUCAAAGGAUUCAGUGGAAGAGAUUAUAGAAUCAUUUGAAGCUGCAUCACUGAAAGAAGGAAAUGGAUGGAUUGGCCCAGUUCUUAAGGGGCUGAAGAGAUCAUCUCCUACUGGAUUGAAAAUCACAUUGAGAUCGGUACGUGAAGGAAGGAAACAAACUUUGUCUGAAUGUCUUAAAAGAGAGUUUAGACUCACUAUCAACAUUCUAAGAAGAAUUAUAUCAGAUGAUAUGUAUGAGGGAAUCAGAGCUCUCACCAUUGACAAGGAUAACGCUCCAAAGUGGGACCCCCCAAGUCUUGACAAAGUGCUAGAUAAGGAUUUGGACACAGUAUUCCAUCCGUACGAAGCUCAUUUGGAACUUCAAGUUCCAGAAAGCGAAGAAAGCAGAUGGGAUGGAAAGUACGAGAAUUCAGCUUAUGCAACAUUGAAAGUCUCAGAAGUAUAAUAGAACGUUUUUUAUGCUUCAGUGUAUGGAAUUGAACUGUCAUCGAAUAAUCUUGUGAUUAGUUAUGAACAGAGAUAAAUUUGUAACAAGUAUUUUCCCAAGUAAUGAAAGUAGUAUCAAAUAACUUGGUGAAAACCAAAAUGCAUCUUGUAUGAUUUCUUAUUUGUAUUGUGAGGUGGCAGUUGAGGAACGUAGAAUAUAGUAUCUACGAUGUGUAGGUUGAUUCCGUAGGGUUGUUACCGUUUGUUUGACAUACUUGGGGCUGCGCAGUGCUGAAUUUUCAGGAGUUUUAAGUCUCAGGGGUGUCAAUGUCUCUUGUGUGUGUGCGCGCGCGCAUACAAGGAAUAAGCUUGAAACUUUAAUCAAGUGUUUGGCUUUUGGAUUUCCUUCGCAUUAAUGGUCUAAUGGAGGGUGGCGUUUCUCAUGACCAGUUUGGUAGGCAAUAAUGGUAGAAAUAUUUUUAUUUGUAAAUUUGUAAUAGAAGUAGAAGUAUUGUGACAAUAUUGAAGAACCUUAAUGUGUGAAUAACAUGGAAGAAGGCUUAUUUUGAUUA
Molecule: messenger RNA, 1934 nt
Organism: Beta vulgaris subsp. vulgaris (sugar beet)
Lineage: Eukaryota; Viridiplantae; Streptophyta; Magnoliopsida; Caryophyllales; Amaranthaceae
Product: 3-hydroxyisobutyryl-CoA hydrolase-like protein 5
Exons: 16
Coding region: 224-1381 (385 amino acids)
Biological process (GO): L-valine catabolic process
Molecular function (GO): 3-hydroxyisobutyryl-CoA hydrolase activity
Source: RefSeq, a predicted model, not a curated record